Oncorhynchus masou masou (cherry salmon) is the source of this 1188-nucleotide messenger RNA. Its product is annotated as zona pellucida sperm-binding protein 2-like. The transcript has 10 exons. The coding region runs from base 1 to 1188 and encodes 395 amino acids. The record is from RefSeq and is a predicted model, not a curated record. Lineage: Eukaryota; Metazoa; Chordata; Actinopteri; Salmoniformes; Salmonidae.
AUGAUUUGGAUGGACUCUGCCAUUCCUGUAGAGUAUCUUCUGUUUCCAGAAGGUGUCAAAGUCAUGUAUAAAAUUGACUUCGACAUCCAAACCGUCCCCGAACAGCCCACUGGGGGCCUGAAAGCAAGGUGCGCCAACUUCCGGAGAGGAGCUGAGGGAAUUGACGCUAAGAGGCUGGACACUGAGGAAAUGGCUGCCAGAAACUACUCGGUUUUAGUCACAGAGGCUCAUAUUGUUGAAAUUCCAGUGGGGGCGGUUGGAGGCUAUUUCAAGAGCCAUAUUCAGGAUGACCAGUACUUUGUCACUUACACCAUUGAGUCCAUGCUUGAGUUUCUGUGGAUCGAGGAGGUCGCACACGAGGACACCAGCUACAAAGUCCUCUUCCCUAUCACAACACCUCCGAUGGCCAGGCCUCCACAAGUUUGCAACUAUGAGUCUGACACACCCUUAGACACAGUUCCUGAGCAGGCAGUGUUUGUGCUUGAGUUGUGGACCUUCAACCUUGAUUGGGAGCUGCUGAACAUCCACUUUGAGUCUACAACCCACACAAGUGGCUCAGAGGGCGACGCAGACUUCACCAUCACGUUGCCCUUCUCGUCGCCGGACGCAGUGUUUGAGUCGGUUCACUCGUCCUCUGUCAGGAGCAGACUGGAUGUGGCUCUGUUGCAUCCUUACAACAAAUACUUUUCCAUGGCUUGCAGCUUCAUCAAAACGCCGACUGAGUGUUUCUCUAACGGAACGAUGACUGCGGUGAAGGUAGAGUCUGCUCCCGGUCUGAACCCUGGUCAGCUGACCCUGAGCGACCCUGCCUGUGGUCCCACCUACAGCGACAAUCGUUUCGCCUACUUCCACUUCACUGUGAACUCCUGUGGCACCACCAGGAAGAUGAACUUGAGGUUAAAGGUUUCCUGCUACUACGUGGCCAACAUCACUCGCACAUUGGCCUUCCUGACCAGGCCGCGUAACAAGCCUUUUGCCGAGACUGGGGUGGGUCGACAAAUGGUCAGAAUGAGACUCGCUCAGAACACCUCGUAUAACACGUUCCACCAGGAGGAGGACUAUCCAGUGGUGAGGUACCUGAGACAACCUCUGCACUUUGAGGUGGAGCUGACCACAUCCUCUGACCCCAAGGUAGCGCUGGUGCUUGACCACUGCUGGGCCACCCUCAACGAGGACCGCGACUCCUGA